GCUUUGCUUUGCAGCCAAAUAUUAUUUUCUAAUAUUUGAAGUUCUACUUUCACUCCCUUUUUUCAUACACAAAAUAGCACAAUGGACCAACAAUUCUAUGAAGAGGUUCAAGAGCCAGUGAGUCCUCCAGGACAAUAUUUCAACAGCUCGGUGAUAUGUUCCUAUGUUUUUGGCUUUCUUGAGAUGGCAGUUCCAAUUGAUGACUCACAGACUAUACCUUUGCUUAAAGAUGUCUUCCUCCCUAUCAACCCACGUUUCUCUUCUAUUAUGGUGAGAGACCAAGAUGGUAGAAUGAAAUGGAAAAGGGUACAAGUGAAGCCUGAAGAGCAUGUAAAGGUUCCCAAAUUUCCUGAAUGCAAUUCACCUGAAUUAUAUGACCAAUAUUUUGGUGACUACGUGACAAGGAUUCUAACUGAACGGACACCUCAAAACAAACCACUAUGGGAAAUCCAUAUUAUUAAUUAUCCAACAAGCAAUGCUGCAGGCACAUUAAUUUUCAAGCUUCAUCAUGCGCUUGGAGAUGGUUAUUCUCUUAUGGGUGCUCUUCUUUCUUGUCUUCAAAGAAGUGAUGAUCCUUCUCUUCCACUAACUUUUCCUUCAAGAACAUCAUCAAAUUCACAGCAAGCAAAGAAAAGCAUGUUUAAGAAGUUACCUUCAUUUAUAUCCUCCUUUUUUAACUCCAUGUCAGAUUUUGGAUCUAGCUUAAUAAAGACAAGAAUGAUUGUAGAUGACAAAACACCCAUAAGGUCUGGAUAUGAAGGAACUGAGUCUAUGCCUUUCACCUUGUCAAACAUAUCAUUAUCUAUUGACAAUAUCAAAGCAAUCAAGUCCAAGCUUGGAGUGACAAUAAAUGAUGUGAUUACUGGCUUGAUUUUCUAUGGGAUUCGAUUGUACAUGCAAGAGAUUGACCGCAUGGCUAGAAAAGCAAAUUCCACAUGUGUGGUAAUGCUUAACACAAGAAAUGUUAGAGGGUACCAAUCAGUGAAGGAGAUGCAAAAAUCAAAAGUCAAAGGUCUUUGGGGGAAUAAAAUUUCUUUCUUACAAGUACCAAUUCCAAAGCUAGGCCAAUCCAAAAUCUCCAACCCUCUUGAGUUUAUUUGGAAUGCUCGUAAACAAAUCAAGAAGAAGAGACGUUCUUUCAGUGUUUAUCUCAUAGGUCUGCUCUUGGAUUUGGAGAUGAAAAUAAGAGGCCCUGAGGCUGUUGCUAAAAUCAUCUACAAGACUCUGCGAAACUCUAGUGUUGUUAUAUCCAACCUUUUUGGGCCAAUGGAACAAAUGACUUUGGCAAAUCAUCCAAUAAGUGGUCUGUAUUUCACCAUGACUGGUGGACCUGAGAAUGUAGACAUAACAAUUAUGAGCUAUGUGAAAGUAAUAAGAAUCACCUUGAGAACACUAAAGGGAUUCGUUGAUGAACAGAAAUUCAAGUUUUGCAUAGAGAAAGCCUAUGAUGUCAUGUUCAAAGCUGCUAUGGAGAUCUCUGAGACACCCAACAAAAAUUAAUUGGGACAUAUAUGCAGAUCUUGAUCAUAUGCAUUGCAUGGGCAAAUAACAGAAUAUCAAUCAUUCCAGAAAGAGUCACACGUACAUUAUUUCAAAUAAAACCAUAUAGCUGAUUAAUUAUUGUAUCUUAGUUUUACGAAAAUAUGAAUAUUGUUCUUUAAGGCAAUGAAGAUAUAGAAAUCCGGUGGAACUAUUCAUGAUGCCGUUCCUCUUCAAAAACUUGCCAUGUUACACUCAUUUGUUUUGGUGUGGAAAUUUUCUAUUAAUUAAUUGGAAAAAAAAUUAUUUUGUCA
Messenger RNA from Glycine soja, 1793 nucleotides. RefSeq names its product O-acyltransferase WSD1-like. Gene Ontology annotation, cellular component: plasma membrane. Bases 82 to 1500 code for a protein of 472 amino acids. The record is from RefSeq and is a predicted model, not a curated record. Gene Ontology annotation, biological process: triglyceride biosynthetic process. NCBI's taxonomy places the organism in Eukaryota, Viridiplantae, Streptophyta, Magnoliopsida, Fabales, Fabaceae. Gene Ontology annotation, molecular function: diacylglycerol O-acyltransferase activity; long-chain-alcohol O-fatty-acyltransferase activity. The transcript is spliced from 5 exons.